AUGCAACUUAACGCAGUAAUCUCCACGGCCCUUGUGGUCGUUUCUGUGAUAUUUCCUAUCAUAUCAUUGGUGGCUGUCCUGUUCCGCCUCAAAGCGCGCAGGAAAUCGCGGCUGGGGUUUAUGUCCGACGACUGGUGGAUCGUUGCAGCAUGGAUUGUUUGUCUGGGGUUGAGCUUGAACCUCUGGAUAUUUGCCAGCAUCACGGGCAUUGACAAGUACAAAAUCAAUUACUUGAAUGGAAUUGAAAGAUCAAUGCAGUGUCUAUUGAUCUGUAGCGUGAUCCUACAACCCUGUUUGACAGCGGUCAAAAUAUCCAUCUUGCUCUUUUACAAGCGGAUUUUCUCUGUAAAGUCGUUCGCCAUAGCUACAUGGGUCGCAAUUGCCGUGUUGGUUCUGCUGGAAGGUGACCCGAUCAGCAUGUCGUGGACAGGGAUUGGUCAUUUUCGAUUUGAUGAAGUCGCAGUUGGACUAGCCCAGUCCGGAACCAGCAUUGCUCUGGAUGUAAUUGUCCUCAUAUUUCCGAUUCCAAUGCUUUUCUCCCUUCAGAUGCCGACACGCCAGAAGGUUGGUGUCAUGAUGAUAUUCUGGCUAGGUGCCUUCUGCUGUGUCGCUGCCAUUGUACGACUUGUUCUACUACAUGCCUCACUAUCUGAGGUCGCCGAGGAUAGCAUGCAGCUUCGGUUUGUGGAGGCUUUCUAUGAGCACGAGAAACUGAUAGUGAGGAAGAGCAAACGAUUCGAGUUCAUGUAUGAAGAGCAGGUCAGCAAAAACCUGAACACUGUGCUCGGUAUAAUGGCUUCCUACCGGAUUGGAGAUCCCAGUGAUUUGAGUUGUCCCAUACCCAACAAAUUCGACUCAUACACCGAUGGGGCGGUACGCUCCAUUCAACGUGCGAAUAUUUUCGCAGUCUUCGAAGCCAAGAAGCGGAGACGGGAUGCUCGGCGCGACAGAAUCGCGAUCCAAGAAACCUGCCAGCUAGCGGGGUGGCAUCUAAUAGAUUCGGCUAAGAAAGAAGCCUGUUUCAAUGGCCACCUCCUGCUGGUCAGCCAGGACCGGGACGAACUCUACGUCACGUUCGCCGGGUACAAUGAGUCCUACAAUCGGUACAUCAUGGGCUCAACCACCGAGAAACCCUUCCUUGUGUUGCACAUCAUGGACUUGAGAAUGAACUUGAGAAUGAACUUGAGAAUGAAUUUGAGAUUGGACUUGAGAAGGGACUUGAGAAGGGAUUAA
This is a messenger RNA of Penicillium verhagenii, 1233 nucleotides long. RefSeq lists its product as uncharacterized. The record is from RefSeq and is a predicted model, not a curated record. Bases 1 to 1233 code for a protein of 410 amino acids. The transcript has 7 exons. NCBI's taxonomy places the organism in Eukaryota, Fungi, Ascomycota, Eurotiomycetes, Eurotiales, Aspergillaceae.